Molecule: messenger RNA, 1037 nt
Organism: Thunnus maccoyii (southern bluefin tuna)
Lineage: Eukaryota; Metazoa; Chordata; Actinopteri; Scombriformes; Scombridae
Gene: tmem70
Product: transmembrane protein 70
Exons: 3
Coding region: 102-818 (238 amino acids)
Biological process (GO): mitochondrial proton-transporting ATP synthase complex assembly
Cellular component (GO): mitochondrial membrane
Source: RefSeq, a predicted model, not a curated record
AUGUGAAAGAUGCAGCCUGCUGACAAUCAGUCGAAGCAGAAGCGGAAGUUGGUUAUUUCCAACCUUGGAGGAUCAGGAUCAGGAUCACUAACAGGCUGAAAAUGUUCUCAGUGAAUUUGCUUUGCAGGUUGCGGGCGCGUGCUGUUUCUCAGUCAUUCAGUCACUUUCAUGUGGCGGCUUCGCGACAUGUAGUGCCGCGUGCCGCGUGCUGUUUCAGAGGCCUGAGCGGUGAACUGCCGCGUGCUGACAGAAGUUCUCUGCGCGUCAUAUACACGGUGCGGUCUGGAUGUCCGUCGUCCCGUUGUCUCUCUACGACGAGCCACUCCGAGGAGGGGAACCUGAUUUACAACGGCAAUCUGGGCACCGCUGUCCGAGGGGUGAAGAUGUUCUCUUAUAGCACCAGUGGGGCCAGUCUCUUCCUCAUGCCCCACAUUCUCCUCAAGACCGGACUCGGAGUCCAGAGCCUCGCCCUGCAGAUCGCUUUCUGUGGCUUCAUCGGCUUCUUCACCUUCCUCACCCCCGUCCUCCUCCACUUCAUCACCAAGGGCUACGUGAUCCGCCUGUACCACAACCCGGACACAGACACCUACACCGCCGUCACCUACAGCGUCUUCCUCACAGAGAAAAGGACUGUGUUCCACCAGAGGCAGGUCAGGAUCCCAGCUGUCAGCAAGAUGUUCACCACCUUCUACGCCGACAAGACGAGCAUGCUGGUGAACCCAGACAUGUUCCCCAUCCCUCAGGACUACAACCACCUGAUGGGCUAUGAUAAGCCCUUCAGCUUCAACACAGAUGACAUGGACAGACCUGAGAGUUGAAAGACUGCUGAGAUUGAACACAGGUGUCUGUGGGAUCAUGUGUUCCAGUUAGCUGCUAACUGUUGAAUGUGCUGUCAGUGUAUGAAUUCGGUCUAAACACAGUACACAACAUCCAUGGAGGACUUUGCAGCCAAAAUCAUAUUAUGUAGAUUUCCAGAUGUUUUUUUGUCCAUUUAUUUUGAUGUCUAAUGUUAAUAAAUUAUAACUUCACUAUCAUGA